This is a messenger RNA of Penicillium paradoxum, 1272 nucleotides long. It is a transcript of the gene adB, whose product is annotated as adenylosuccinate synthase ADE12. Gene Ontology annotation, molecular function: adenylosuccinate synthase activity; GTP binding. The record is from RefSeq and is a predicted model, not a curated record. NCBI's taxonomy places the organism in Eukaryota, Fungi, Ascomycota, Eurotiomycetes, Eurotiales, Aspergillaceae. Bases 1 to 1272 code for a protein of 423 amino acids. Gene Ontology annotation, cellular component: cytoplasm. Gene Ontology annotation, biological process: 'de novo' AMP biosynthetic process; IMP metabolic process. The transcript is spliced from 4 exons.
AUGGUUUCCAUCGUUCUAGGCAGUCAAUGGGGAGAUGAAGGAAAGGGGAAGAUCACAGAUAUGCUGUCGCAGGACGCGACACUCUGCUGCCGUGCAGCUGGUGGACACAAUGCCGGCCACACCAUCGUCCACGAGAACGUCACUUACGACUUCCACAUCCUGCCCUCCGGUCUGGUUUCGCCCAAAUGUAUCAACCUGAUCGGCGCCGGUACCGUCUUCCACGUCCCCAGCUUCUUCAAGGAGCUGGCCGCCAUUGAGGCCAAGGGCCUCAAGGGCGCCGCCCAGCGCAUCUUCGUCUCGGACCGCGCACACGUCUGCUUCGAUCUCCACUCUGUCGUCGAUGGUCUCGAGGAGAAGGGUCUCGGUGGCCGCAAGGUCGGCACCACCGGCAAGGGUAUUGGUCCUUGCUACAGCGACAAGGCCGCACGCCGCGGUGUCCGCGUCGGCGAGAUUCUUGAUGAGGCAACCUUCGAGCGCAAGCUGCGCACUCUGGAUAUCGCAUACCGCACACGUUAUGGAGAUCUGGCAUACGAUGUAGAGGAGGAGAUUGCUCGGUUCAAGGAGUACCGCAACCUCCUGAAGCCCCACAUUGUCGACCAGCUUGAGUUCCUGCAGGAGCACAAGAACUCGCCCAACACACUGGUUGAAGGCGCCAACGCCCUGAUGCUCGACCUCGAUCACGGCACAUACCCCUACGUGACCUCGUCAUCAACCGGUCUUGGCGGCGCCGUGCAAGCCCUCGCCCUGAACCCCACUAGCAUCAAGUCCGUCAUCGGAGUUGUGAAGGCCUACACGACUCGAGUGGGCUCCGGACCCUUCCCUAGUGAGCAGCUGAAUGCCGACGGCGAGAAGCUGCAGCAGGUUGGUCGCGAGUUUGGCGUGACCACCGGCCGUAAGCGUCGCUGCGGUUGGUUGGAUCUUGUUCUGUGCCGGUACUCGCACGCGAUUAACCACUACACUGCGCUGAACUUGACCAAGUUGGAUAUCCUGGAUGACUUUGAUGAGAUCAAGGUUGGUGUUGCUUACAAGUUGCCUUGUGGAAAGCGCACUACCGGUACUUUCCCUGCGGAUCCUAAUGUCGUGGAGAAGAUUGAGGUUGAGUAUGUUACUCUGCCUGGUUGGAAGUCUAACACUAUGGGUGUCCAGCGUUAUGAGGAUUUGCCUCCUAAUGCUCGUGCUUACAUUGAGUUCAUUGAGCGUGAGAUUGGUGGUGUUCCUGUUAAAUGGAUCGGUACUGGUCCUGCCAGAGAGCACAUGAUUGCUCGUGAUUAA